This is a messenger RNA of Symbiodinium natans, 447 nucleotides long. The record is from the annotation of a GenBank genome assembly. NCBI's taxonomy places the organism in Eukaryota, Dinophyceae, Suessiales, Symbiodiniaceae.
AUGCAUGGGAUCGUGCACACUGGUCCCUCACCCGAGCAGGACCUGACGAGAUACAGCGUGGGUCUGCUGGAUUGGAGCGGGCACACGAUGGCUUUUGUGAAUGCCCAUUUGAAUUGGGGUGACUACGCCCAGACUGAGGAACAAGUCCGCGAGGUGGAAGCCGCGGCGACGGAGUUAGUGGAGAAGUACCCGGGUGCCACGGUAAUGGUCACAGGCGACUUCAACCAUCCUCGGCAGUCCCUGCGGUGCCCAGGAUUCGAGUCGCUCCUGGACCUCAACGUGGCGACUCAUGACGAUGGUGGGCACUAUGAUCACCUGUUUCUGAAGCUGGGAUCCGGCGUCGAACUGGCCACACGGCAGGCAACCGUCUUGUCGUGGUGCACUGAGGAUGGAGCUCCUCUAUCGGAUCACAAAGGCCUCCUACUGCAACUUGUGCGCGGCCGAUGA